UUCCUACUAGAAAAAGGCACAGCCAGAAUACCUUUCCCUUCAUUCUUCCUAUCUUCAUCAUCAAAAAGAAAAAGAAAACCUCUUGCAAUCCUUCAGCUAUCAUUCACCGUUGCCGGAAAAUGCAUGUUCCGGCGAACAGUUAUUUUCUAUCUAUACGCUAUAUUCGCAUCUCCGAUCACCGUCGCCAUAUCUUUCACGAAGCAACCUAAUCCUUCUUGUGCAAAAAAAGCUUCCAUAACUCUUUUGCUAAUAAAUGCGCAUUAAUCUUUUUUGGUUCUGAAAUUUUGAACUUAAUUUUCCAGUCAGUUUUUUGUUUUUUGGGAGGUUCAACAUUUUUGGAUGCACAUGCAGAUGAAAUCAGUCAUUAGUUGGUUAAAAAUUUUAGCUGAGUUUUAAGUUUUCAAGAUUUUGGUUAGUUUUGAGCACAAAGAAUCAGAGUUUUAGAGACAGGGAGAGGGAGAGAAGCUUUAAGCUUUUUUUCCCGAUGAAGGUUCAGCCGAUAGACAUCGGUUCACGGGCGGAGAAAGAAACUGCUCCUCGAGCAGAACCAGUCAAGCCAGCUCUUAAAUCUCUUCUUAAAAGAAUCUUUGACCGGCCGUUUCCGAGCGUUCUGCGAACAUCAGCAGCGGAUAAGCUGAGUAUUGGCGAAACUCAGUUCAGCAGCAAAGAUGGAGCGAUUGAUUUCGAGCCGAGUUCGAUUUGUUUGGAUAAAAUGGUUCAGAAUUUCAUUGAAGAUAGCCACUACGACAAGCAACCGCCACCGCAUCAGCCUUCUGUUAAAUACGGCCUUAACCGCUGUACUUGCUUUAACGGAAAUAGUAACGAUAGCUCUGAUGACGAGUUCGAUGCCUUCAGCGAGUCAACCAACGGCGGAUCACCGCCGGCCGAUGCCUGCGAAACACUCAAGAGUCUGGUACAAUGCGCCACCAUCGUCGAGAGAAACCUCUUAGCUGACACGGCGAUGAUCGUUGAAAAGAACAGAAACUGUAAACGGAAAGACGAUUUGAGGAAGAUCGUUACCGACGGUUUAAUUUCUCUUGGCUACAACUCUUCAAUUUGCAAAUCAAAAUGGGACAAAUCUCCAUCUUUCCCCGCCGGCGAUUACGAGUAUAUAGAUGUGGUUUUUGUGGAAGAGGGGAGAAUGUUGAUCGACGUUGAUUUCCGAUCAGAAUUUGAGAUGGCGCGAUCGACUGGGACCUACAAAGCGAUCGUCCAAUCGUUGCCGUUCAUUUUUGUCGGUAAACCGGACCGUCUUGAUCGGAUUGUUUCAAUCGUAUCGGAAGCAGCUAAGCAGAGCUUGAAAAACAAAGGCAUGCACCUUCCUCCUUGGAGAAAAACCGAAUACAUGCGAGCCAAAUGGCUCUCCCAAUUCACCAGAGCCUCUUCACGAACCGGCGACGUUUCUGGUAAAACUGAUAUCAAGGAAACAUUCGACUCCGGUGGUUGCGGAGAGCUGGACUUGAUUUUCGGAGAGGAGAAAAUAGCCUCGACGGAGCAAAAUCCCGACGAAAAGGAAUUACCGGUGACUACGUGGCAGCCGCCGGCGGUCAAAUCAAAAAGUGUAGAGGGAGGAACGAAGAUUGUCACCGGUUUGGCUUCUCUUUUCAAAGAGAAACCAUAAUCAAAUUUUGUUGCAAUUUUCACCGGAUU
Messenger RNA from Hibiscus syriacus, 1650 nucleotides. RefSeq lists its product as uncharacterized. The transcript has 3 exons. Lineage: Eukaryota; Viridiplantae; Streptophyta; Magnoliopsida; Malvales; Malvaceae. The record is from RefSeq and is a predicted model, not a curated record. Bases 485 to 1621 code for a protein of 378 amino acids.